AUGGGUGCACCGAGUCCGUUAAGCUUGCUGGGGCCGGCAGAGUUUGCCCAUGGUUGGAUGUUCAUCGGGUUUCUGAUAAAUGCCUUCCUCCUCGGGUUGAUGACGGCUCAGGUGUAUAUCUACUACUCGACGUACAAACGAGAUCGGCCAUGGAUCAAGACCUUCGUGGCAGUCCUCUAUGCUGCCGAUAUCUUCAACACUGUCGUCAUCUUCGCCUAUCUUUAUCGCUCUCUCAUUACUUUCUUUGGGGACGAGCCAAAUUUAGGAAAGUCUGAUUGGCUAUUCGCCGCCGAACCUGCUAGUACUGGAGUUAUCGCGAUGAUGGUCCAGCUUUUCUUCGCUUGGCGCGCAUAUUUGUUAACGAAAUCGCUCAUCAACGGCUGCACCAUUGCUGCGUUGGCGAUCACUGGAGGAGUGUCGUCGAUUGUUACCGGAGUCGAGGUGGGUCGCAGCGCGACCUUCGUCGAAUUCGACGCGUUUAGACACACUGUGAUCCUCUGGCUUGUGGCAUCCGUCGUUUGCGACAUCGGUAUUACCCUCACUCUUGUCAUUUUCUUCAUUCUUUCCAGACAAAAACAUAAGACUGGGUUCCAACGGUCCGAUUUGAUGAUCGACCGGAUUAUCCGGGUUGUCGUUCAAACUGGGCUAUUAACAAUGGUGGUGGCCACCGUUGACCUCAUAGUGUACCUCGUAGACCCCUCUGGAACACACCUGAUGAUCAACUAUCCCCUCGCGAAACUGUAUUCCAACUCGCUCAUGAGCAGCUUGAACUCGAGGAAAGGAUGGAAGUUCGGCGAUACGACGAACACAGAAUCCGAGCAAGUCAUCACUGGCGGAAAUCUCAAGCACCGCAACAUUCAAAUAUCGACCAUGAAGGCAAGUGCAAUGCCUUGGAUAAGCAACUUACCGACCAGAGAUAUCGAUGCUCGAACCACUCAUCCGGAGGUUUUUGUGCACGUCGAGUCUCACGAACUACGCGACGUCAAGACAACCAAAGAUCUCACCUACAUGGAUGCGAAAGCGUCCACGCUGGGGUCGGAGUAG
Molecule: messenger RNA, 1044 nt
Organism: Cyclocybe aegerita
Lineage: Eukaryota; Fungi; Basidiomycota; Agaricomycetes; Agaricales; Hemipholiotaceae
Source: the annotation of a GenBank genome assembly